Molecule: messenger RNA, 1647 nt
Organism: Emiliania huxleyi CCMP1516
Lineage: Eukaryota; Haptophyta; Isochrysidales; Noelaerhabdaceae
Exons: 6
Coding region: 1-1647 (548 amino acids)
Biological process (GO): proteolysis
Molecular function (GO): serine-type peptidase activity
Source: RefSeq, a predicted model, not a curated record
AUGCUGCCGCUGUUGGUUAUGCCGCUGGCCUCGGAAGACCCGUGUCUCGAGAGCAAUGUCUUCCGGGACCCGCACAUCAAUUUUGCCUACGGAGGCUCCGCCGACCUGCGCGGCCGCCACAACACGCUCUACAACUUCCUGUCUGCGCCCGGACUGUCGGUGAACGUCAAGACGGAGGAGGCUGUCUUCAAGAUGCACGGCGGUGCCCUGACCAUCAACGGCACCUUUCUCACCGAGGCGCACAUCACCGCGCAGCUCUCCCCGCAGAAGCUCGCCACGGCCUCAUUUUUCGCGUCGGAGCUCUCGUCCAACAACUUUGGGUGGCAGGUGGUGAACGGAACCUGCGUCGGCCGCCCCUUCAAGUUCGGCGCUCACGGCAAGAAGGAUUGCUUCGGCCUCAAGAUGGCAAUGGACUACUCGAGCGCCACCUUCGCAUUCCGAAACUGGACCAUGAAGGUGCACGGCAUGCACACGUGCAAGGGCUGCCUGGUCUCGGGCGCCGAGCACCGCCUCGACAUCGGAUUCUCCGCGCGCGGCGACGCGCCAUCUCGCGACAGACCACACGGCCUAAUCGGCCAGUCGUACACGCGGCAAGAGCCACUCAACGGAAAGAAGGACCUCUACCCUUGGGCCGGCUUCUACACCACCAGCGCCCAGGCCGAGGGCGCCAUCGAGGGCACGGCGUCCGACUACGAGGUGCUGAGCGCACACGCAUCCAAGUUUCGCUUUUCGCGCUUCGACGCGAUGAGGGGCGAGCCCGCAUCCAAAGACGGUGCAAAAGCAGCCGACACGGUCGAUGCUUCGUCCAUCGAGCGCCUCGCCGAUCCCGCUGUGGAAGAGGAGCGCCGCCGCCUCUCCGAGGAGCAGAAAGGCUAUGUCCACACCAAUGCUUGGAGGACGGUCAAAAUCAUGGAUGAGGCCGAGGUGACGCGUCUCAGUAAGGCGGUGUGGGAAGACCCGUAUCCGACAGAGGGCCUGAGGCAGACUGCGUACAACAAGAUGCUGCAAUACCCGCAUGCUCGCCGCGUGGACGAGCAGAAGGCACCCCAGGCUCGCUCUAUGCAGACUUUUUCUCGGGGGGGCAUUACAUAUUCUGUAUGGAUCCCAUCUGCGCUCAACUCUGGACAGGCAACCAGGAUGCCUUAUUACGGAAAGGAUUCUGACAAUUGGUUGAAGGCCAUGGGCGCCGAGAGAACAUUCCCCCGAGAGGACAAAAAGAAAAAAGAAAAAGCUUACCCCGCCGACGAUGCGGCGUCCGUGUCGCCUCUCUGGUUCGCGUCGAGGCCAAAGCUGCCUCCGAUGCUGCUGCUGACGGGCGGAGCGGACCAGGUCGUGCCGUGCGACCAGACGACUCGCUUUGCAGAGGCGGCUCGCGGCGCCGGGAAUGACGUCACGCAGCUCAUCUUUGAGGAGGCGGGUCACGGCGGCGGCGCCGUGAAUUGCGCUGCAGGGCGUCGUGCGACACUCGACUUCCUCCGCUCCAACGGCCUGCUCACCGGGCCCGAGAGGGAGUCGGACGACCCGCGCGACGCACUCGGCGGGACGAUGAGAGCCUUCAAGCUGCAGGCUGUCGAGUACUCGCCGCCGCCGCUGCCGCUUCGCCCGGCGGCGACGCUCAGGCUGCGGCCUCGCCUGAUACCAAAGUGA